AUGGCCGGCCCUUUCUAUUUGGAUAGUGUAGUGGUUGAUGAAUUCCUGGUCAAGGAAUUCGUCCGCAACCCAGACUUGGCAGGGCCCCUACAAAAUAUCUUGCCCAUGCUCAACAAGGUGUCAAAAACUCUCAGAACUUUCGGGGAUUGGCUAAUGACCAAUAAUGCCGUGGGAGCCUUCUGCAGAUGGGCCCCAAUCUUGGGUACAUUUAUCUCGGCCGUGAUUUUAUUUAGAAAGAAUCCGGUGGCGGGGGCACCCGCUCUUGUCAUGGCGAUGGCCGGACUUGUGGGAGAGUUCAGAGCGAUGUCGCAAGGAAGCAUUAAAAAAGCGUUAUGGGAAGGUAUCAAGGCUCUUGCAGGUCAACUUAAAUGGUCUCUUCUUUGGAAUCCCUGGUUUAUUGCGGGUGCUAUAGCUCUUGUCGGAGUGAUUUGGGUCCUAUACACAACAUGGUUUUAG
Fusarium poae is the source of this 456-nucleotide messenger RNA. RefSeq lists its product as uncharacterized. Lineage: Eukaryota; Fungi; Ascomycota; Sordariomycetes; Hypocreales; Nectriaceae. The coding region runs from base 1 to 456 and encodes 151 amino acids. The transcript has a single exon. The record is from RefSeq and is a predicted model, not a curated record.